AUGACUUAUCCAGCAUCAGUCUUCAUCACAGGAGCAAAUAGAGGUACUGGCAUUGGCCUGGUGAAGGAAUUCCUCAAGGCCUCUUCUGUAAGACUUGUAAUAGCCGGAGCAAGGAAUCCUGAAAGUGCGAAGGUGAUACAGUGUUUCGUGUUUUGGGACAAGAAAGAGUAUAAAUUUCAAAAUGAUGUCACAGGAACAGACAGAGGUAUUGGUCUUGGCUUGGUUAAGGAGUUCCUCAAAGUUUCUUCUGUAAAACUAGUACUAGCUGGAGCACUGAACCCAGACAACGCGAAGGGUUUGAAUGCCAUCACCGAUAGUCGGCUAAAAAUCGUCAGAAUGGAUGUGACAUGUGACCAGUCAAUCAAAGAGGCCUAUGCAGAGGUAGAGAAAUCAGUUGGAGAGGCCGGGUUGAAUCUCUUACUAAACAAUGCAGCCAUUUUUCCACCAUAUUUCACCAAUGGAGCUAUUGAUCGACAAACACUUUUGGACUGUGUCAAUGUUAAUACAAUAGGAGCGGCUAUUACUUGUCAGACCUUUUUACCUCUGUUGCGCAAGGCAUCAUCUCAUGGAACAGGUGAUCAUCUUGGUGUCGAUCGUGCUGCAAUCGUAAAUAUCUCCAGUGUAACUGCGUCUGUUGGAAUGAACGAAGAUGGGUCCGGCGUGCUCGGUUUCUUAGCUUAUAAGAUCAGUAAAUCUGGCUUGAAUCAGUUAGGUAAGACAAUGGCUAUCGACCUUGCCAAGGAUAAAAUCCUUGUCGCUCAGUUUUGUCCUGGUUGGGUGCAAACCGAUAUGGGAAAUAAGGGUGGACGAAUAGCUGAACUCACUGUUGAGCAGUCUGUCUGUUCAUUGGUGCAGUCAAUAUCAAAGUUACAAAAACAACACAAUGGAGGAUACUUCAAUCGCCAUCUUGAAGUCAUACUUUACUAA
Molecule: messenger RNA, 927 nt
Organism: Angiostrongylus costaricensis
Lineage: Eukaryota; Metazoa; Nematoda; Chromadorea; Rhabditida; Metastrongylidae
Source: the annotation of a GenBank genome assembly